AAAAUUAGGAGUUAUUACAAUUACUCCUAAGAAAGAAUAGGAGGCAGCAUCCAGCAACUGAAAAUUGUAGUGGAUUAAAUAUCUCCAUAACCAUAACCGGCGCCGGAGAUUGAGCUGCCAACAAUUCUCUGCUUCCUCUUCUCUCCUCUCUUCAAAAUUAUGAACUAAUGCUGUUUUUGUCAACAUGGGCUUCUCUUCGAUUCAAUUACAAUCAACUUCAUCCCUCUCUUCCUCCAUUCCCUUGUUCCUAAUCGAAACCAGAAACUACCCCAAAGUUCGCUUCAACAAGAUCAAAAUAAAGCCCAGAACUCGAAUCCCAAUCUUCACAGCCUCAUCUUCUUCAACAUCCAAAGAUAUCUGGAGACGACAAACCCCAUCUGAAAAAUCAACCACAACCCUACUUCCCCAAAAGUACCAACGCAGUGGCAGAAGGCCAAGAGAGUCCUCCCAUUUAGACCAUAGCAUCGACAUGGACGAGCUUUUAGCUUCAAUUGGGCAAACGAAGAACGAGCAAGAGCUGUACUCGGUUCUGUCGCCUUACAAGGGGCGGGAGCUUUCAAUGCGGUUCAUGGUGUCGCUUCUGUCGCGGGAAUCGGACUGGCAAAGGUCGCUUGCGAUUCUUGAUUGGAUCAACGAAGAGGCUCUUUACACUCCUUCGGUGUACGCUUACAAUGUUGUUCUACGAAAUGUGUUGCGCGCUAAACAGUGGGAGCUUGCGCAUGGACUGUUCGACGAAAUGCGCCAAAGAGCUCUUGCGGCUGAUAGGUAUACUUAUUCUACUCUAAUCACUUAUUUUGGCAAAGAGGGUAUGUUUGAUGCUGCUCUUUCAUGGCUACAAAAAAUGGAGCAAGAUCGUGUGUCUGGGGACCUUGUUUUGUACAGUAAUUUGAUUGAGUUAUCUCGUAAACUCUGUGAUUAUUCAAAGGCAAUUUCUAUUUUUUCAAGAUUGAAGAGAUCUGGGAUUACACCAGAUAUUGUGGCCUAUAACACUAUGAUAAACGUGUUUGGAAAAGCUAAGCUUUUUAGAGAGGCUCGUUUUUUGUUGAAAGAGAUGAGGGCUGUGGAUGUUAUGCCUGAUACUGUUAGCUACUCGACUUUACUUAAUAUGUUUGUUGAGAAUGAAAAGUUUUUGGAGGCACUCUCUGUGAUUUCUGAGAUGAAAGAGGUCAAUUGUCCGCUUGAUCUUACAACGUGUAAUAUUAUGAUUGAUGUUUAUGGUCAGUUGGAUAUGGUGAAGGAAGCUGACCGGCUGUUUUGGAGAAUGAGGAAGAUAGGAAUUGAACCCAAUGUUGUGAGUUACAAUACAAUUUUGAGGGUUUAUGGAGAGGCUGAGCUUUUUGGGGAAGCGAUACACCUUUUCCGGUUGAUGCAGAGGAAGGAGAUUAAGCAGAACGUUGUGACAUAUAACACAAUGAUCAAGAUAUAUGGGAAGACUUUGGAGCAUGAAAAAGCAACAAAUCUCGUACAAGAUAUGCAAAAAAGAGGGAUUGAACCAAAUGCUAUUACGUACUCAACAAUUAUUUCGAUAUGGGGAAAAGCGGGAAAGUUGGAUAGAUCUGCAAUGCUAUUUCAAAAGCUAAGAAGCUCAGGGGCUGAGAUUGAUCAAGUUCUUUACCAGACUAUGAUUGUGGCCUACGAGAAGGCAGGCUUGGUUGGUCAUGCCAAGCGUUUGCUUCACGAGCUAAAGCAACCAGACAAUAUUCCAAGGACGACAGCAAUUACCAUUCUCGCUAAAGCUGGUCGAAUCGAAGAAGCCACGUGGGUUUUUCGUCAGGCGUUUGAUGCGGGAGAGUUGAAGGAUAUAUCUGUUUUUGAGUGUAUGAUUGAUCUGUUUUCAAGGAACAAGAAGCACAAAAAUGUUUUGGAGGUAUUUGAGAAGAUGAGAAAUGUAGGACAUUUCCCUAACUCUGAUGUUAUUGCUCUUGUCCUAAACGCUUACGGGAAGCUUAGGGAUUUUGACACAGCUGAUGCUCUAUAUAUGGAGAUGCAAGAGGAGGGCUGUGUUUUUACAGAUGAAGUGCACUUCCAAAUGCUUAGUCUCUACGGCGCAAGAAAUGAUUACAAGAGAUUGGAGUCGUUGUUCGAAAGGCUGGACUCCGAUCCCAAUAUCAAUAAGAAGGAAUUGCAUUUAGUCGUUGCUAGUAUUUACGAAAGAGGUAAUAGAUCUAAGGACGCAUCUCGGAUUAUAAACAGGAUGAACAAAAUUGCAAUUUCAAGAUCAUUAUGACUUUGAAUAUAAUUCUAUCUUCCUGUACAGUAAAGUUUUACUAACAGAUUCAUCAAUUAUCGUUUACAUACUUUGAACAAUGUAAUUUGUAUAUUGCCACACAAACUUGGUCAAUAAGGCGAUGCUGCUAUUGCUGAACCACUUUUGUGAAUGAUAUUUUUUGUUCUAUCAUGAAAAUUAAA
Molecule: messenger RNA, 2409 nt
Organism: Cucumis sativus (cucumber)
Lineage: Eukaryota; Viridiplantae; Streptophyta; Magnoliopsida; Cucurbitales; Cucurbitaceae
Product: pentatricopeptide repeat-containing protein At5g39980, chloroplastic
Exons: 1
Coding region: 185-2227 (680 amino acids)
Molecular function (GO): protein binding
Source: RefSeq, a predicted model, not a curated record